Messenger RNA from Lotus japonicus, 1153 nucleotides. RefSeq lists its product as uncharacterized. The transcript is spliced from 3 exons. The record is from RefSeq and is a predicted model, not a curated record. Bases 363 to 827 code for a protein of 154 amino acids. Lineage: Eukaryota; Viridiplantae; Streptophyta; Magnoliopsida; Fabales; Fabaceae.
UUUGGGGCCCCCCCUAUGGGGCUCCGCGCCCCACCUCUUUUUUUUUAACCCAUAAAUGCCCUACGGAACUUAAACUUCCGUAUUCUAUAAAAUAGAAUACGGAAGUUAAAAUUCCGUAUUAUAACUCUGACAGUCAUCACCUUUUCCACCAUUACUCCUCCCUCCACCAACCCCUCCACCAUUACUCCUCCGUCACCAACCCCUCACCAGCCCCCUUAACCCCCUCAAUGCCUCCAGACCACCCUCUCUCUCACCCUCUCCUACCUCACUUUCAUCCUCACUUCCAUUCUUCCUACCACCACCACCAACUCCUUCAUUGGCAAGCUCUCCACCAUUGGAUGCAAAAAGAUAGCAUUUGAGGGAUGACAGAAUCAUUUUUAUUUCAUGAAUCUCAAUUGAUUGAAGUUGGAUUGAACAAUGCUCAACCUGAAGAGGUGCCACCACCAGCAUUUGUACCCCCGUGUAUAAGUAUAGAUGUCUCGCAUUUAUUUACAACUGAUCAGAUUUUCCCUACCCGUGAUGAUCUUAUCAAUUGGGUUCAUGGAAUUGCGAUUGAAAAUGGAUAUGUUGUGUUGAUCACAAAGUCAGAUAGCGGUGGGAAUGGAAGCAGAAAAGCUUAUGUCAUGUUGGGGUGCGAGAAGCAUGGUAAGUAUGUUCCCUACAGAGACCCUGACCUUGUUGAACGGUAUGUUGAUCCUAUAUCAGUAAGCUGGUGCGUCCCAUAUGUUACACGUUUACACAGGUUCACAUCAGAAUUAGAAGCUUGGUUUGUUACUUUUGGUGUUCCUCUUAGUCACCAAAGCUAUGUAGACAUCACCACAGACUGACACCACACUUUGUGUAAUAUUCAUUUGUAAACGCUCUGUAAUAUUAAUCUGAUGGGCCUUGCCCUUAUGUUGUUCAUUGCUGCUUUUAAUAAUAGUAAUUUGAUGGUCAUUGGUAUAUUGAUGGGCCUUAUGUUACUUAUCUUGCCUUUCAUUAUUCACGGUGUAGUUAUACAGGUUAUUUUUCAUUAUAAGAGUCUAAACAUAAUAGGUGGAAAUAGAAAGCGUGGUUAAUAUAAAAAGAGUCCAUACAAUGUCGUCACAUGUCAUAAUAUAAAAGUACACAAAAAAAUAUAUACAAAUAUACAGUCACUCGCCCCGACGCCUAC